AUGUGGGACCUCGCAGAGAUGGGCAUACUCUCUUUUCAAGAAGGUACUGAUUUCUUUCGUGGAAACCCCAGCCAAGAUGAAAAAGUUACGUUCCUGUUGGAGAAACUGCUACGAGGAAGGGAUGAAGCAUUCCAUGAAUUCCUGAGAGUCCUUCGGCGUAGAAAGUAUGGUGAUCUUGCUAAGACCCUUGACACGGGAUGGCUCAUCCAGCAGAACCGAAAUGAAUUGAGGAGGUUCAUCUCCACUGAUGUUGCAAGUAGACUCCUUCAGUCCGAUAUUCUCCCAAGAGGUGAUGAUUACACAGCAUCAAGAUGGGACGAGGACAGCAUACUUUUCAUUCUUGGGAAACUUGAGACCACGAUCAAUUCAACAAAUUUCAAUCGUUUCCUGGAGGUGCUAGCUGAGGAGCAACGUGAUUUUGCUGAAGGACUUCGUGAACAAUGGAGAGACAUGGAAAGGCGGAUGCGCGAUUUCUACAGGGGGUUUGAACGAAAUCAGUUGCCAACUUUAGAAAGCGUUAGGAACAUGGUGAUGCCGCUGCUAAAUGGUGGAAGGGAAUGGUCAAAAGUCGGACAAGAUUUGGGCUUCGAUGGUAAGAUUUUGGGGAAGAUGGACCGGAAGAGCGUCGGACCACUCAUGAUGGUAUUUACUCUUGCGGAAGAUUUCCUCAACUCUACAUCUGAAAACCGUGCCCCCACCUUCAAUGAAUCACGUGUCACAUGGUUCCAGCAAAUAGCACAGGUCGAGAAAGAGACACUAAUCAAAAUCAUCAGAGAAGAGCUAUGA
This is a messenger RNA of Darwinula stevensoni, 786 nucleotides long. Lineage: Eukaryota; Metazoa; Arthropoda; Ostracoda; Podocopida; Darwinulidae. The record is from the annotation of a GenBank genome assembly.